AUGGCACCAAAGAAGAUUGAACCAAAAAAACCUGAGCCCAAAAAGCCAGAGCCUAAGAAAGAUGCGGCUCCAGCUGCUAAGCCGGCUCCAGUUCCAGAGCCGCUGCCUGAGCCGCCCAAGGAACCUCCAUUUGAUCCCAAGAGCAUCACUCUUGAGUACACCGCCGACCAGAUUGAGGAGUUCAAAGAGGCAUUCACCUUGUUUGACCGCACACCGACCGGAGAAAUGAAGAUCACAUAUGGCCAGUGCGGAGACGUCAUGCGAGCUCUGGGCCAGAACCCUACCAAUGCAGAUGUGCUGAAAGUGCUUGGGAAACCGCGGCCAGAGGACAUGAGCCAGAAAAUGGUGGAUUUUGAGACCUUCUUGCCAAUGCUGCAACAUAUCUCCCGCGCAAAAGACCAAGGCAACUUUGAGGAUUUUGUGGAGGGGCUCAGGGUUUUUGAUAAGGAAGGCAAUGGCACCAUCAUGGGAGCGGAGCUGCGUCAUGUGCUGGCAACACUGGGAGAGAGGAUGACAGAAGACGAGGUGGACAGACUGAUGGUCGGACAGGAAGACGCCAAUGGGUGUAUCAACUAUGCUUCCUUUGUGAAGCAUAUUCUCUCCGGGUAAAAGGGACAUUUAGCCUUAAAGACUCUGUUUUCAACACCUUCUGGAAGCUUGAUUAGCAUUUGCCCAUUCAUAGGGGAGCUUGUCACUUAGUUGCUGACAUUAUUUUGCUGUCAAGAGCAUCCAAUAAGAAAAAGUUGUCCGCAAGACCUAUGAUUAGUUAUUUUUAAUAAACACUCUGAAUUUGAAUGAAAUGCCAGUGAGAUAAAAUGGGCAUCCACAAAGAAACCUCCAUUAAUAAAGGAAAUAUAAU
This is a messenger RNA of Centropristis striata (black sea bass), 859 nucleotides long. RefSeq names its product myosin light chain 4-like. Lineage: Eukaryota; Metazoa; Chordata; Actinopteri; Perciformes; Serranidae. The transcript has a single exon. The coding region runs from base 1 to 609 and encodes 202 amino acids. Gene Ontology annotation, cellular component: myosin II complex. Gene Ontology annotation, molecular function: calcium ion binding. The record is from RefSeq and is a predicted model, not a curated record.